Messenger RNA from Columba livia (rock pigeon), 2107 nucleotides. RefSeq names its product VAMP associated protein B and C (gene VAPB). Gene Ontology annotation, molecular function: FFAT motif binding. Gene Ontology annotation, cellular component: plasma membrane; endoplasmic reticulum membrane. NCBI's taxonomy places the organism in Eukaryota, Metazoa, Chordata, Aves, Columbiformes, Columbidae. The record is from RefSeq and is a predicted model, not a curated record. The transcript has 6 exons. Bases 260 to 991 code for a protein of 243 amino acids. Gene Ontology annotation, biological process: endoplasmic reticulum membrane organization.
CCCCACGUCCCUGCCAGGGCAGCGUGUGCGCUGGGAGCUGCCGAGCCGCCGCCCGCCCUGCCCGGCUGUGUCCGGCCCGCCGCCGCCCGCAGCGCCUCUCCCUUCGCCGCUGCGGGGCCGCUUGGCUGGGGGUGAACAAACCAGCCGGGCGCGCCCCGCCUGCCUGCCUUCCCUUCUCCCCUCCCUCUCCCCUUCCUUCCCCUCCCGCCCCGUCCCUUCCUCUCUCCGCCUGGUGCCGCCACCGCCGAGGAGGAGGAACAUGGCGAAAGCGGAGCAGGUCCUGAGCCUCGAACCGCAGCACGAGCUCAAAUUCAAAGGUCCUUUCACAGAUGUUGUCACUACAAACCUGAAGCUUGGCAACCCUACAGACAGAAAUGUGUGCUUCAAAGUUAAGACCACAGCACCACGUAGAUACUGUGUAAGGCCUAACAGUGGAAUUAUUGAUGCAGGAACAUCAAUUAAUGUUUCUGUGAUGCUACAGCCUUUUGACUAUGACCCUAAUGAGAAAAGUAAACACAAGUUUAUGGUUCAGUCUAUGUUUGCUCCAGCUGACACUUCAGAUAUGGAAGCAGUAUGGAAAGAAGCAAAACCAGAAGAACUCAUGGAUUCGAAACUUAGGUGUGUGUUUGAGCUACCAGCAGAAAAUGAUAAGCCUCAUGACAUAGAAAUAAAUAAAAUUGUAUCCACAACUGCAACAAAGACAGAUUCCUCUGUAAUGUCUAAAUCAAUAAGUUCCUCUUUGGAUGACACUGAAGUUAAGAAAGUAAUGGAAGACUAUAAGAGGCUUCAAGUUGAAGUUCAGAGGUUACGGGAGGAAAAUAAGCAGUUUAAGGAAGAAGACGGACUGCGGAUGAGGAAGCCGCCCCAGACAAACAACCCAAUAUCGGCUUCUGCAGUUGCUGUCAAGGACGAAGGGCUCAGCUCCAGACUACUUGCUUUGGUGGUUUUGUUCUUUGUCUUUGGUGUAAUUAUAGGAAAAAUAGCCUUGUAGAGGCAGCAUGCUGGAAAUUGUAAAUUGGUUUGAUGGUUCUGCCAUAUCAUUGGAUUAAAUUUAUUCAUAACGAUGUUUAAAAAAAAAAUUAAUGUAUGACAUCUCACAGGUCUUGCCUUUAAAUUACCCCUGCACAAAUACUAUGUAACAUAACCUAGAAAGUUUAAAGUGUACAAUGAGUAAAUGAACGAGAGAGAAUAUGCUUCAGUGAUGGAAGGGGGGGAGAAAAUCAUGAUUUAACACUACAAUGGGAUAUUGUAUAUGUCAUUUUAAACAUUCUUAGACCCUGGUACAUGUUGCUGGAUUACCUCUUUUUAAAAAGAAAAAAAAGAACAAAAAAAAGAAAAGGGGAAGAAAAAGAAGUAGAAAAAGCUAUUCCUCCAGUGCUGGAGCUGGCCCUACUGGAUGGUUGGAGCUGGGUUAGGCAGGAGGUGUUGAUAACUUCUGUAAAAUAUGUUAAUCCACCAUUCUGCUCAUAAAUUUAACAGUUUCUGUCAGUGUCUUCAACUCUGUGCAAGUUACCAAUUCCUUGGCACUUAAAUGGAUAGCGAGAAGCUGAAAAGAAUUGUAUGUGGCAAUGCUGAAUGUGCUGGGCAUCGCGAAGAGGCGAAUGGUGACUGGUGUGACGCUCGUUUGGAAUAAAGGACGAUGCCUUGUUCUCACAAAGGGACCAAGCUACAUUGCUGUUGGUUCAUUUAGUUGAAUUAAAAUGUUAUUCAGAGAUGUUUAAUGCAUAUUUAACUUAUUUAAUGUAUUUCAUCUCAUGUUUCCUUAUUGUCACAAAAUUGACUUAAUACGAUAGGGUCUGAAAGGGCACCUGUUUAAAGCCAGUGACUAGAACUAAAAAUUUGCUGCUGUAGUGAUGCGAGAUUCCUCUGCCUCCUGGUGUUUUGGGCACUACACAAUUGUUGGGAGUUUUGAUCAUCUGAGCAUUGGAGAAACAGUGGUCAGGAAACUGUUUUUGUAUGUAAAUAAGUCUAUCUAGGGGAAAAAAUAUUAGUAGUAAACUAGUCCUAUGACGUAAAAGACCAAUCCUGUUUGACUAUGUAGCAUCUUAAAAAAAAAAAAAAAGAAAAGAAAAAAAUAAGAAAAGAAAAAUUAAAUAAAACCCCCAAA